Molecule: messenger RNA, 3911 nt
Organism: Ictidomys tridecemlineatus (thirteen-lined ground squirrel)
Lineage: Eukaryota; Metazoa; Chordata; Mammalia; Rodentia; Sciuridae
Source: RefSeq, a predicted model, not a curated record
GAGCCGCGGGUCUGACGUGGCAGUCCAGCUCCGCGCGGCUCGGGCGCAGAGUGGAGACUCCAACAGGAAAGGCGCCGGCCAGCGGUCGCCCGCACGAGAAGCCGAGCUUCAGGGCUCUUUUCUAGAACGAGCUUGGGAAUGACAUUUUCACCAUGAGCCGACAAGGUUAUGUGGCCACACCUCCUUACUCUCAGUCCCAGCCAGGAAUCGGCCUUUCUCCUCCUCAUCACGGACACUAUGGGGACCCUUCCCAUGCCACUGCUCUACCAGGUGUGAUGAAGCCACCAGGGCCUUUGGGGGCAGCUGCCCCUGGGGUGAUGCUGCCGUCCCCACCUCCUGGACCACAGCAGUUUGGCCAGAAUGCACCUCACGCCUCCAGCGCCCCAGGCCUGCCUCCCCAAAGAUUCACAGGCCCUGCACCUGUGCACAGUGUGGCCUCCGCAUGCGCCCCCUGCCAACCCUCUGCACAGCCGUCCUACCCGAGUCCCGCGCCCACGUCACCCGUCACCCAGCUGGGCGGCCAGCUGGGGGCCAUGCAGCUCAACAGCCACGGUCCCAGCGGGGUCCCCGCCGGCCCUCCCACGUUCCCAGGCCCUCCGCAGCCCGCGCUGCCCUCCAUUCUGCAGCCCGGGCCCCGGGUGCUGCCGCCACCGCCCACUGCGCUGAAUGGCCCAGGUGCGCCCCCGCCAGCCGCAGGCACAGCCUUCCCGCCGCAGGCUGCCGGCUAUGGCCCGCAGAUGGGCGCGCCCGCGUCCUACCCUGGAGGCCUCGCCCCCGGCCCUGCGCGCAUGGCUGGGCCGCAGCCCCCGAAGCAGCUGGACCCCGAUGCUGUCCCCAGCCCGAUCCAGGUGAUCGAGAGUGACAGAGCAGCCAGAGGGGGACAAGUGUAUGCCACCAACACCAGAGGCCAGGUCCCGCCCCUGGUCACCACCGACUGUGUGAUUCAAGACCAAGGCCACGCCAGUCCUCGGUACAUCCGCUGCACCACCUACUGCUUCCCCAGCUCCUCGGACCUGGCCAAGCAGGCGCAGGUCCCGCUGGCCGCCGUCCUCCAGCCCUUCGCCACGCCCCCUGCUGACGAGACACCCCUUUACCUGGUGGACCACGGAGAGAACGGGCCAGUCAGGUGCAACAGGUGCAAGGCCUACAUGUGUCCCUUCAUGCAGUUCAUCGAGGGCGGCAGGAGGUACCAGUGUGGGUUCUGCAGCUGUGUGAAUGAAGGUAAGCGGCGGUGGAGUGCUCUUGGGGGAAGCCCUUCCUGUAAACCCACAGGCACUCUGCAGCCUGGCUGGGAGACGGCAGGUGGUCUCCGCAUCGCAGCGCCCUCUCAGAUUCACCUGGAAACUUGGUUUUCAUUCGGGGAUGUUGAGACAGCUGUGCAGAGUGUGCCUGCACUGACUGCGCUGGAGCUGGUCUUCCUUAACCCCAAGCUGAAAGCACACACUGAGGCUGAGAGCACUGACUGCGCUGCAGCUGUUUGUUGUACCCUCAUCCCCAGGAUGUGGCUUUGCCUUGUUUUCUUCAGGAAGCCCAAAUUCAGACACAUAUCUUUAUAUGUCCAACUGAAACACUUCUCGUUCCACUUUAUGAAAGGCCACAACAGUUCUUUUGCUCACAGGGAAGAGCGUGAAGAGCCGUCUGCAGUCCGCGUGGGGUUUAUCACCUACCACACAGUUCUCCACUUCUUCAACGUGAAGAGCAACUUGGCGCAGCCUCAGAUGAUGGUGGUGACGGACAUUGGAGAGGUCUUUGUUCCUCUGCUGGAUGGGUUCCUCGUCAACUAUCAAGAGUCCCAGUCGGUGAUUCACAACUUGCUGGACCAGAUUCCAGGGAUGUUUGCAGACUCCAACGAGAAUGAGGCCGUCUUCGCUCCUGUGGUCCAGGCGGGCAUGGAGGCUCUGAAGGCAGCAGAGUGUCCUGGCAAGCUCUUCAUCUUCCAUUCCUCCUUGCCAACUGCUGAGGCGCCAGGGAAGCUCAAGAACAGAGACGACAAGAGACUGCUCAACACAGACAAGGAGAAGAUUCUUUUCCAGCCCCAAACCAGUGUCUAUGAGGCUCUGGCCAAAGACUGUGUGGCCCAUGGCUGCUCUGUGACCCUCUUCCUCUUCCCCAGUCAGUAUGUGGAUGUGGCCUCCUUGGGCCUUGUUCCUCUGCUCACCGGGGGAACUCUUUACAAGUACAGCAAUUUCCAGAUGCACUUGGAUAGCCAGCAGUUCCUGAAUGACCUGAGGAGUGACGUGGAGAAGAAAAUAGGUUUUGACGCCAUCAUGCGGGUGCGGACCAGCACAGGGUUCAGAGCCACAGACUUCUUUGGUGGGGUCUUCAUGAACAACACCACCGACGUGGAGAUGGCUGCCCUGGACUGCGACAAGGCUGUGACGGUGGAGUUCAAGCACGACGACAGGCUCAGCGAGGACAGUGGCGCCCUGAUCCAGUGUGCUGUGCUUUACACCACCAUCGGGGGUCAGCGGAGACUUCGGAUUCACAACCUCGGCUUAAACUGCAGCUCCCAGCUAGCAGAUCUUUACAAGAGCUGUGAGACGGAUGCCCUCAUCAACUUCUUUGCCAAGUCAGCUUUUAAAGCAGUUCUACACCAGCCUUUGAAAGUCAUCCGGGAAAUCCUAGUUAAUCAGACUGCACACAUGUUGGCGUGUUACCGCAAGAACUGCGCCAGCCCGUCUGCAGCGAGCCAGCUCAUUCUACCAGACUCCAUGAAGAUAUUGCCAGUGUACAUGAACUCCCUGUUGAAAAGCUGUGUGCUGCUCAGCAGACCAGACACCCCUACGGAUGAGCGGGCCUUCCAGAGGCAGCUGGUCAUGACCAUGGGAGUGGCCGACUCCCAGCUCUUCUUCUACCCACAGUUCCUGCCAAUCCACACCUUGGAUGUCAAGAGUACAGCCUUACCUGCUGCUGUCCGCUGCUCCGAGUCCCGCCUCUCAGAAGGAGGGAUCUUUCUUCUGGCCAACGGUCUGAACAUGUUCUUGUGGCUGGGAGUGAGCAGCCCACCAGAGCUGAUCCAAGGGAUUUUUAAUGUGCCAUCUUUUGCACAUGUCAGUACAGAUAUGACUGUGCUGCCUGAGGUGGGAAGCCCACACUCUCGACAGCUCCGGAUGAUCAUGGGUGUCAUCCAGCAGAAGAGGCCAUAUUCCAUGAAGCUCACCAUAGUGAAGCAGCGGGAGCAGCCAGAGAUGGUUUUCCGACAGCUCCUGGUGGAGGACCGGGGGCUGCACGGAGGGUCCUCCUACGUGGAUUUCCUCUGCUGUGUUCACAAGGAGAUAUGCCAGCUGCUCAGCUAGCCAGCGCUGGGUGCUGCACUUCUGGGGAAGCGGUCUCUGGGCGCCCACUUUUCUAGAAAGCAGCAGGCUCACUCUGAUGCCCGCCACCCUGCAGGGACGCAGUGUGGGGUCUGAGAAGGUGCCCUCGUGUCAUGAAGGGAAGAGCCUAUUUCUGACUGCAGUUUUUGAUUUUUAAAACUGAUGGAGUUUGCAUUUGAUGAAGAGCAGUUUACAGAACAUAACAUUCUCAAUUUCCUUUAUGCUAGAUAUAUAAAUUAUUUUUCAAACUGUAUAGAUUUGGGGUAAAAGAUUGUAUUGGUUCCUCUCCUAUUUCCAGUGAGGGGAAAAACUUAAUUUUUACAUUAUACCUAAUUUUUUAAAACCACAUAGCUCCAUUGAACACACUUUUCAAUUAAGAUUUGCAGAUUUUAAUAAUGUGGAUUCUAUCUAGUAGAAGAAUGUAUGCUCUACUUUUUUUCAUAAUUACAUACUAUCUUUGUUUAAACUAUUUUCCAGUUGUUUUGUCUUAAAACUGUAUUAAUAUUCUUAAUAGUUCUUUGUACAAUUUUGGCAAUUUCUACCUGUAUAUAAUGGAUCUUUACCAGUAUCAAUAAAUCACUUCAUAUAAAAAUUUAA